Esox lucius (northern pike) is the source of this 833-nucleotide messenger RNA. It is a transcript of the gene gemin6, whose product is annotated as gem (nuclear organelle) associated protein 6. The transcript has 2 exons. Gene Ontology annotation, cellular component: nucleus; SMN complex. The record is from RefSeq and is a predicted model, not a curated record. Bases 145 to 660 code for a protein of 171 amino acids. Gene Ontology annotation, biological process: spliceosomal snRNP assembly; spliceosomal complex assembly. Lineage: Eukaryota; Metazoa; Chordata; Actinopteri; Esociformes; Esocidae.
GUUUCCCAAAAAUAUUUGACUGUCGGACAAAUUCAAUCACAGGCACAAUGCAGCAAACCUAUACCAAUGUUAGAUUUUAGCAAAUAUUUAUUAUUAGUUAGAUCUUAGGUUGGGGUUAGUUUUGGACAAUAUAUUAAAAUAGUCAUGGUAGAGUGGCGUCAACUCAAGCCACUGGAGUGGUGUAAAUAUGUCAACAAAAAAGUGAAAGUGACAGCGCACGAGAAACACCAAUUUGAUGGUUGGGUUUUCACCGUCGAUCCGGUAUCCGCCAGCAUUGUCCUUGUGACCUUUCAGGAGAAAGGAGGCACAGCGACUGUCCGAGUAGUGACAGGCCACGCUGUGCAAGAGGUUGAAAUCCUCCAAGAGGGCAACGAGGAGACAGCGCGGCGGCUGAGAGAUACUUUCAUGCCACUGGGGGGGCAGGUCCUCAGCUUAGAAGAACUGAGAUGCAGGAAGGAGAGCCUACGCAUGUGGCUGGAAAAGAACCGCAUUCCUGUGGAAGAGGAGGGCGAGACUCUGCGGGUAGCCAAUGUGCUGACAGUGAGCGCCCCCUACGGUGCAGAAAACUGCAGCAGCUCCAACGAGAUCAUCCUUGCCAGAGUGCAGAAUCUGAUGGAGGGCAACCCAGGUCUGACCUUGCAGCAGCCAUCCAACUCCUAAAAAGGCUUAUACUUGGUUCCUAUAACACACAGAUUAGGCUCUGCCUAGUCCUGGACUAAAAAGCAUGUCUUUCAUAAAUCUCUUUUGAGCUUUUUUUGUCAUGGGAAAGGUGUCCAUAUUUUUUUGUAGAAAAGUUAUUUUGUAAAUAAACGCACUGUGGCUUGCAAGCAUUA